AUGGCGGCAAAAUCGGCGACGUCGAAAGAAACUAAACGAAACAGAGUGAAAAUGAGCGAAAGAGAAAUAGUAUCAUAAGGCAAAGUGGAGAUGAUCGGUUCCAACAAAACGAUACUCAAGGACCCGAUCCUUAUCCUCGACCUGGUUAUAUUGGUCAUGGAACGAUUAAGCUUUGUUGAUUUUCAUAGAGCCAGAUGCGUUUCUUCAGUAUGGUAUUCCGCUUCAAAAUCAUGCCGCAUGAGACAAGCAAACCCAUGGCUCGUCCUCUUUCCUGCAGACGUACUUCACUUACCCGAGGAAAGCAUAGACGAUUCAUGUAAGUUGUUCGAUCCUAUUGACCACAAAUCAUACACAGUAAGAGAUCUCGGUUCUGAUAUCCUCAGGACUUCUUGUUUGGCAAGUUACAAUAGCUGGUUCCUCAUGUUAGACCGUAAAACCCGUUUUUAUCUUUUGAAUAUGUUCACUCGAGAGAGGAUUCAUCUCCCGUUUCUCGAUUCAAUGGAAUCAACCGACGGAUCAAAGUUGAAAUUCAAGAGAAAUUUUGACUCUAGUUUCACGGUUACGACAUUCCAUUACAAAGAUAACUUAACAUUGUUAACAACGUGCUAUGGAAUAAGCGCUGCCGUUUUGUGGGUAGAUGAAAGAAACAAAGAUUAUUUAGUUGUGUGGGCUUUUGAUCGCUCUCUUGCAUAUCACAAGAAAGGACACGAUAGCUGGAGAGUGUUUCGAUCAUCAAAGAAUCAAAGAUGCGUCGAUAUGGUGUUUAUAGAAAACAAGCUUUACGUGCUUGUUGAAGACGGAAGCACUACUGCUUUUGAUUUCUCUUGUGGUGAUUCUCCUAAGGAGUUUGCAAGUUUCACGUCUCCGGAGUGUUAUGGGCCUUAUGGACCAAUCCGUUUCAAACAUCUUGCUGUGACUUUGUCUGGACAAGUUUUGGCUAUUUCAGGAGUUAGGAACCACGUCUUGAACAUCUACAAGAUGGAUCCUAAAUCAUCAGAAUGGGCUAUAAUCGAGUCUCUAGGGGACGAAGCAUUGCUUUUGGAUCAACGAAUAACGGUUCCAGCCAAAGAUGGAGUUCUGAAAAAUUGCUUAUAUUAUAGUAAUGAUCAGUUUCGUGGAGACAAUGACUAUCAUCUACGGGAGGAUGAUAACGGCAUUUGCGUCGUCAAUAUUCAGACCAUGAAUAAAGUUCAAUUGUUUAAUCAUCUUACUGCUUCGUCGCCACUACCUUUCAAGGAUGCUCGUUGGUUUGUUCCCACUUUUGGUGGAAAAUAAAACUUAAAAAAUGAUUUUACCUCUAUCUUUUUGGUAAUGUUGAAUGAUUUUUUUUGCUCUAUCCAUCAUAUUCUUAGAAUAUUUUUUUAAGUCAAAGAACACUAUUACAUGGUGAUAUCAAUAUCAAAGA
Raphanus sativus (radish) is the source of this 1405-nucleotide messenger RNA. RefSeq names its product F-box protein KIB4-like. NCBI's taxonomy places the organism in Eukaryota, Viridiplantae, Streptophyta, Magnoliopsida, Brassicales, Brassicaceae. The transcript is spliced from 2 exons. Gene Ontology annotation, molecular function: protein binding. The record is from RefSeq and is a predicted model, not a curated record.